UGGACUUGUGCAAAUAGAUUACUUACUUUGAAUUAUUUUUAUUUAGAUUAGCACUUGGGCAUCAGUGAAUCAUCAGACAUGGAUUACAGAGGCAGUGUGAAACCUUUUGUGCACUUUAACGCCAAGCAGGAUGCAGAUAUCUUACGUAAAGCCAUGAAAGGAAUUGGCACUGAUGAAGACAUGGUUCUCAAGAUUUUAACCACUCGUAGCAAUGAGCAACGACAAGCUAUCAAAGCAGCCUAUAAAAAAGCCCAUGGCAAAGACCUGGUGAAGGACCUCAAGUCUGAGCUGGGAGGGAAGUUAGAGGAGUUGAUUGUGGCUCUCAUGUCUCCUCCACGUGUGUACGAUACAGACCUACUUCAUAAUUCUCUCAAGGGAGCAGGUACAGAUGAUAAAAUUCUGAUUGAGAUUCUGGCAUCAAGGACACCUGAGCAGCUGAAAGAGAUAAUAAAGAUAUACAAAAAAGAGCAUGGAAGCAAAUUGGAGAAAGACAUCAUGGGAGACACAUCUGGACAUUACCAGAGGAUGUUCGUUAUUCUUCUACAGGCAGAGAGGGAGCAGGGAGUAGAUGAAAGCAGAGUGGAGAAAGAUGCCAAGGAGCUGUUUGCUGCUGGUGAGAAGAAGAAGGGUGGCACAGAUGAAGAAAAGUUUGUCAAUAUCCUGGGCAACAGGAGCAUUGAGCACCUAAUGGAAGUGUUUGAGGCAUAUAAAAAGAUUGCCGGCUGUGACAUUGAGGAGAGUAUUCGUGGGGAAUUCACUGGCAACCUUGAGGCAUUACUUUUAGCAGUGGUGAAAUGUGUCAGAAGUGUGCCAGGCUAUUUUGCCUACAGCCUUCGUGAGUCUAUGAGGCGUGCUGGGACUGAUGAUGAGAGUCUGAUCAGAAUCAUGAUAUCCAGGAGUGAGGAGGACAUGCUGGACAUCAGAGCCCACUACAAGAAGAUGUACGGAGAAUCACUGCACCGCACUAUACAGGAUGACACUGACGGUGAUUAUGGAAAGGCCCUGCUUUACCUCUGUGGUGGAGAUGAUUGAAUAUUUUGUUUAAUUAUAUCAGCUUUUCAUUUACUUGUUUAUGAUUCAGUGAGCACACAGUUGGCAUCAUUUAUCAUCACAGAUACAUAAUUAGCCUGGUUGUUAAAGUACUUGGUGUGAUUAUAUAUUUA
Molecule: messenger RNA, 1163 nt
Organism: Trichomycterus rosablanca
Lineage: Eukaryota; Metazoa; Chordata; Actinopteri; Siluriformes; Trichomycteridae
Gene: anxa5a
Product: annexin A5a
Exons: 12
Coding region: 79-1032 (317 amino acids)
Biological process (GO): negative regulation of coagulation
Cellular component (GO): sarcolemma; cytoplasm
Molecular function (GO): calcium ion binding; calcium-dependent phospholipid binding
Source: RefSeq, a predicted model, not a curated record